This is a messenger RNA of Arabis nemorensis, 384 nucleotides long. The record is from the annotation of a GenBank genome assembly. NCBI's taxonomy places the organism in Eukaryota, Viridiplantae, Streptophyta, Magnoliopsida, Brassicales, Brassicaceae.
AUGUCGAAAACUCUCAAGUUCCUUCUUUGGUCAUCCCUUGCUCUCUUGCUUCUUCAAAUAGGUUUUGGAGAGAAAUGUGGGAGCAAAAGCAGCGAACCACAGGUGAAGCAGACACAGGUGAAGUGGAGAGAAGGAAGAAAGUACAGAGUUGAGGUAAUGAACAAAUGUCCAAUGUGUCCAAUCAUCAACCUUCGUCUCAAAUGUCAAGGAUUUCCUCAGUCCCUUGUGGACCCCACACUCCUCCGUGUUCUCUCCUCUUCCGCCGGAAACUGUGUAGUCAACGACGGCUUGCCGUUGAGUCCAAUGCAGACUCUCUCUUUCAACUACUCCAACUCGCACCAAUUCGCUCUGCGUCCUCUUUCUUGGUCUUUUCAGUGCGAGUAA